UCGCGCGGGGUUGAAAUGAUGCACAUGGAUCUAUUUCCGGUUUCUGCUCAAUGAAGUGUUUGAUCUAAAACAUAAACAUUGUGCAUUUUCAUCAUCAAUUCAGUGACAGUAUUUAUUUUAUUGUAUUGUUGUUAAAGCGUUUCAUCUGCAGAAUCCCUCCAGAAAUGGAGAGCCAGCACGGCAAGUGGACGCUGUCUGACAGCGAUGAUGAUGAUAACAUCGUACCACCAACACCACCCAAGGCGAGGAACAUCAAACCUGAUCCAGCGCCCAAAGCCAACCCAGUUACUACACUGAUAAACCCCAAAUCAGAGCCCAGGAAACAAAACAAUGUGAAGCUCGAGAUUGAACAAACAUCCGUCCCGAUCAUGGGCUCCGAGGCUCGCCAAGCAGCUCGUCUCCAUCAGAGUAAUCCGGUGAGAUACGACAGCGAUCCUCCUCCAGCACCGAAACGCAAGAGAAAAACAGAGGAAGGAGGCUGGAAUCUGUCCAGCAGUGAUGAUGAUGACCAUGACAGAGAUGGACCUUCAUCAUCAGCCACUAAGAACAAACCAAAACCUCGACCAGCGAGCUCCAGUCCUCCGAGAAAGAAGCGCGAGUUGAACCGUCCCCCGAGUCCACAUGGUGAUAAUUAUUAUAAAGAGGAACCCAGCGAUUUCUUCGAGGCGAGUUUAAAUAACAUGAACGAUACGUAUCGCUUUUAUUUAAACAAAGUCACCGGAAUAGAAAAGAAGUUCAACACUGGAGCGUUGCACAUCAAAGAAAUUCUGUCUCCUAUGUUCGGCACGCUGAAGGAAUCCGUCCAGUUUAACUACUGCUUUGAUAUUCCAUGGAUGGUUCAGCAAUAUCCUCCUGAGUUUAGGAAUAAACCUGUAACUAUCGUACACGGAGAGAAGCGGGAGUCGAAGGCUCGGCUCAUCCAGCAGGCUCAGCCCUACAGCCACAUCCGCUUCUGUCAGGCCAAGCUGGAUAUUGCCUUCGGGACUCAUCAUACGAAGAUGAUGCUCUUGUGGUAUGAGGAAGGCUUCAGGGUCAUUAUCCUCACAUCGAACCUAAUACAAGCUGACUGGUACCAGAAGACUCAAGGACUAUGGAUGAGUCCUCUGUACCCACGGUUACCAGACGGAAGCCCGGACACAGCCGGCGAGUCUCCUACAUUCUUCAAACGAGAUCUGCUGGAGUAUCUGAACGCAUACCGAGCCCCAGAGCUGGCCGAGUGGAUCGAGAGGAUUAAAGAACAUGACCUGUCAGAAACCAGGAUCUACCUUAUCGGUUCCACACCAGGAAGGUUUCAGGGAUCCAACAUGGAGAAGUGGGGUCAUUUAAAGUUACGGAAGUUGCUGAGAGAAUACGCGCGUCCGGUGCAGAACGCCGAGAGUUGGCCCGUGAUCGGUCAGUUCUCCAGCAUCGGCUCUAUGGGCCUCGAUAAGACCAAGUGGCUGUCAGCAGAGUUCCAGCACACUCUGACAACAUUGGGGAAGAGCGCAAAAACAUUAACGGCCCCAGUGACGAGGCUCCUGCUGGUCUAUCCUUCAGUGAACAAUGUUCGCACCAGUUUGGAAGGCUACCCAGCUGGAGGUUCUUUACCCUACAGUAUACAGACAGCACAGAAGCAGAUCUGGCUGCAUUCCUAUUUCCAUGAAUGGAAAGCUGAAACCUCUGGCAGAAGCAGUGCGAUGCCCCACAUUAAGACCUACAUGAGGACGUCGCCGGAUUUCUCUGAGCUGGCCUGGUUUCUCGUUACAAGUGCCAAUCUGUCCAAAGCUGCCUGGGGAGCACUGGAGAAAAACAAUACCCAGAUGAUGGUUCGUUCCUAUGAGCUGGGAGUUCUGUACCUACCUUCAGCCUUUCAAAUUCGCACAUUUCCAGUGGAGAACAACAUCUUUCCCAUCUCCAGCUCCUCCACAGGUUUCCCGGUGCCCUUCGAUUUGCCACCGCUUCGCUACUCCAGCAAAGAUCAGCCAUGGAUCUGGAACAUUCCAUACACACAAGCACCGGACACUCAUGGUAAUAUCUGGGUCCCAUCCUGAAAAGUUUUCCCGUUGCAACGAGGACACGACUGAACAUUACAGUAUUGUGAACUUGGACUCUUGACUACAGUAAAACAUGGUGCUAAAAAUGAAAAAAAAAAAACAGAAUUUUUUAUAUUUUUAGGUAAUAAAGAAUUCAUAAGCAUAAAUGUGCUGAGACUCUUGA
Molecule: messenger RNA, 2196 nt
Organism: Silurus meridionalis
Lineage: Eukaryota; Metazoa; Chordata; Actinopteri; Siluriformes; Siluridae
Gene: tdp1
Product: tyrosyl-DNA phosphodiesterase 1
Exons: 16
Coding region: 165-2030 (621 amino acids)
Biological process (GO): single strand break repair; double-strand break repair
Cellular component (GO): nucleus
Molecular function (GO): double-stranded DNA binding; 3'-tyrosyl-DNA phosphodiesterase activity; single-stranded DNA binding
Source: RefSeq, a predicted model, not a curated record